Molecule: messenger RNA, 751 nt
Organism: Dufourea novaeangliae
Lineage: Eukaryota; Metazoa; Arthropoda; Insecta; Hymenoptera; Halictidae
Exons: 4
Coding region: 84-476 (130 amino acids)
Biological process (GO): septate junction assembly
Source: RefSeq, a predicted model, not a curated record
GCCGAACCCUCGUCUUGUGAAGAUCUGUGUGCCGUAGAACGCGAAGCCACCGAGCAUCUGUCAAAUUUCACAUAUAAACCAAAAUGGCUACCAUCACGAGGCUCGCAAUCAUCAAAUUCUUGGAACUGUUAAUAGUAUGCAUCCUAAUAGGAUUGCAUUACCACUCUUUCAAUAUUGGUACUCAACACACCGCGAUGAUCACCAUGGGUACCUUCGGCGGAUAUUUAAUUAUUCUCGUGGGAUUAUUCGCUGGUAGUAUAAUGGGAACGCCAGUCAAUCGUCGUGUGGAUCUCUUCUUUGCCCUGGUCGGUUGCGCUCUGUUCAUUGUUGCCGGUGCCCUGAACAUUGACCAGUUCUCGAAUUUGACUCGCAAGGACUCCUUCCGCGACACAGGCCUCGCUAAAGGAUCUAUCAGCAUCAUCGAAGGAGUACUCCUCCUCGUGGACGCGUUUCUAACGUUCCGAGGGGAGGCUUAAAAGCUUGACACCACUAACCCAGGGACCGCGCACAAUUGUCAACCAUUUUGUACAGUAACCAGUUACACGUUUCGUGACGCGAAACUGUCGAAAUUUUCACCGAAACGAAAGAAACAUACUGCCAAAGAUCAAAUAAAGAAUCUUCAUCGAACGUUUUUUUUUUUAAUGAAGUAUCAGUGUGAAGUGUGCGCGACUGAUAUUCGUUAAUCGAUUCAUACACGUUGACGCCAUUACAGAGACGCGGGAAAUCACGAAAAAAAACACAGUACAAAUAU